CUCACACAUCCAUCUCCCGAGAGAGACCCCUGAACCUCACGCCGCUGCAGCUAACUGCUCGGCUCUGCCGUCUCCCAUGGCGACCCUGGAGAAGGUGCAGAUCAGCGGCGAUGGCGUCGAGACCUUCGAUGCGUUCGUGGCGGGUGAGGAAGGCAAGCCGGGCGUGGUGGUGCUGCAGGAAUGGUGGGGCGUCGACUACGAGAUCAAGAAUCACGCGCUCAGCCUCGCCGCUAAGGGCUUCCGCACUUUGAUCCCCGACCUGUACAAGGGCAAGGUGGCUCUGGAGACCGCGGAGGCGCAGCAUCUAAUGGACGGCUUGGAUUGGCCCACCGCCAUCAAGGAGAUCGGCGCCUCCGCCAAAUGGCUCCAGGCGCACGGCUCCAAGAAGGUCGGCGUGAUCGGGUUCUGCAUGGGAGGCGCUCUUUCUCUUAUGGCCGCGAUCAACGUCGACUCGGUGUCCGCAGCCGUGUCCUUCUACGGCGUGCCCGAGGCAGCUCUUAAGGAGGAUGCCAAGGCCAAGGUCCCCGUGCAGGCGCAUUUCGGCGAGCUCGACAACUUCAAGGGCUUCUCGGACGUGGAGGCCGCGCGUGCGUUGGAGAAGCGUCUCGAGGCGGCGGGCGUGCCGCAUGAGGUGCACAUCUACCCCGGUCAGGGCCACGCGUUUGUGAACGCGUCGCCAGAAGCGAGGAAGCGCAAGGAGGGGAUGGGCCUACCUGGUCACGACGAAGCAGCAGUUGAGCUGGCCUGGUCGCGGACGGUCGACUGGCUCAACAAGCACUUGUAAACCGACCCUGUCACUUGGGGGAGCGGGGAGUGGGGGGGGUUGGGGGGGGGGGAUAGGGGGGUGUGGGAAGGAAGCGCAAGGGGGGGAUGGGCCUACCUGGUCACGACGAGGCGGCGGUGGAGCUGGCUUGGUCGCGGACGGUCGACUGGCUCAACAAGCACCUGUAGAGCGUCUUAAGGAGGGGAAGGGGAGGAGGGGGGAGAUCUGGGAGAGAAGCUAAUCCAUCCUCUGCAGCAGGGUGUCGCUGGAGUGGAGGAGUGGGGGAGUGGGGUAGUUGGGGAGUGGGGGAGUGGUGGUGGAGUGGGGGAGUGGUGGUGGAGUGGAGCUGGCAAGUAGCUGUAAAUAGUUGGAUGGCAGGCUUUUUCUUCUUUCACUUUAGGUGUUUCCGAUGUGAGCUGAGUUGACUCCUCCCGUGUUGACAUGGUAGCAGAGGGAGGAGGAGAAGCAGACAGAAUUUACCGACAGGAGGGGCAGCGGGCCCGGCGAAGGACCACACUCGGCCAAUCCCUUCAAAAGCAGUGAGGGGUGCUAGCGGGCGGCGGCCACACUUUUGGCCUGCCCCUCAUCCCAUGUGUGACUCUAACGAGUUGCACAGUCACCUGCUGAGCUGCUAUCAUGAGUGCCGUGCGAAAGUCCCCGACCGACCUGGCAGAAAGUGCCCGCCCGUAAGGGCAGAACCCCCCACCUUCCCUCCCCUGACAGCUGCUUCUGUGGCUGUGGGCUGAGACGGGCAGCUGUGGAAAUUUUCGUGGCUGCCCUGAGCCCUGCUGCUGGCUGUAUGGCCGGUGCCAGGGGCAGGAGUGGGAGGAAAGACGGUGCAGCACAGGCAUGUGGUCAGUGGGGCUAUCACCCACCAACAGAACGGGGCUUACUCUUGCCGUGUCCGCUUCCCCUUCCUGUUUCCUACUCUGACUAUUUUAUUGAAAUGAAGAAAAUGGUUGUUGCAAAUUGACUUGCAGGUUCA
Molecule: messenger RNA, 1748 nt
Organism: Closterium sp. NIES-67
Lineage: Eukaryota; Viridiplantae; Streptophyta; Zygnematophyceae; Desmidiales; Closteriaceae
Source: the annotation of a GenBank genome assembly